Molecule: messenger RNA, 6081 nt
Organism: Clarias gariepinus (North African catfish)
Lineage: Eukaryota; Metazoa; Chordata; Actinopteri; Siluriformes; Clariidae
Gene: chico
Product: chico
Exons: 7
Coding region: 694-1314 (206 amino acids)
Biological process (GO): regulation of DNA-templated transcription; negative regulation of canonical Wnt signaling pathway
Cellular component (GO): nucleus; transcription regulator complex
Molecular function (GO): transcription corepressor activity; protein binding
Source: RefSeq, a predicted model, not a curated record
ACGGCGGCACUUCCGCACGCUGAAAUCUAAUCCGUUUGACAUCUAAACUGGGCCUUCAGACUCCGAGCGCCGCGUCCGUCCCGCGUCUCACGCUUACACACAGGAGAACCGCGUAAAGGCACGCAGCUCAGGAGCGGAAGCGGAUAAACCAGCGGUUCGUCAACUUUUAUCCGUGAUUUCCGGUGUGAGCGCUUUUGCCGCGGGUUUGUUUUCCUUUCGUUGGCAGGCUGUUUUUGUGUGUGUUAACUUCCCCGGCAGCUGGAUUCUGCUUAAAAAAACACAAACACAUCGUGAUUAGGAUCGCUGCUUUGUCCGGACUGUGUACUGUGUUUUGUAUUUCGCUGUCGGUUCUGAGCUAAAUCUUAAUCUUAUCCUAUCCUAGCUUAUCUUAGCCGAAGUUAGUUUUCGAUGCUAGCUGUAGCUGCGGGUUUUAGCUAGCAGAGUGAGCACGCGCUGAUUUCGUUUCCAUAGCAUUGGCCUUUUUUUUUCUCCUGUUCCAGUCCUUAAGGAGAGAGGGAGCGCGCGCGUGAGAGAUCGGGGUGCACACAGCCUCCAUAUAGAUAUAGGUAUAUAUAUAUAUAUACAGAAAGAGAGAUAUAUUUAUUUACCCCCUACUCCUACCCCUACCCCGUGAUCACAAAGGAUUCGGGUUGAAUUCCACUUGCAGAAGAAAGAAUCAAGAAGAAACCUGACAUGAUGUUUCCACAAGCCAGACACUCGGCCGCGUCUCAAUCAGCACAACCGCUUAAGUUCACCACCUCGGACUCCUGCGACCGCAUCAAAGACGAGUUCCAGUUCCUCCAAGCACAAUAUCACAGUCUAAAGCUGGAGUGUGAUAAACUGGCCACGGAGAAAUCAGAGAUGCAGCGUCAUUACAUCAUGUACUACGAGAUGUCGUAUGGACUCAACAUCGAGAUGCAUAAACAGGCUGAGAUCGUAAAGAGGCUGAACGCCAUCUGCGCUCAGGUGCUGCCCUACCUGUCCCAAGAGCAUCAGCAGCAGGUCCUGGGAGCGAUUGAGAGAGCCAAGCAGGUCACUCCACCAGAGAUGAACUCAAUCAUUCGGCAGCAGCUCCAGGCCCACCAGCUUUCUCAGCUGCAGGGUUUGGCUCUGCCCAUGACCCCUCUACCCCUGGGCUUGACCCCCCCAACCUUGCCUUCCUCUUCCUCCUCGUCCUCCACCGCUCCGGGUCUCUUCUCUCUUUCCAGCAUCUUGGCGUCACACGCUCACCUCGCCAAGGAAGAGAAGAACGCCCGUGACGCCGCCAACAGCGCCGACACGCACCGCGACGACGACGGGGACAAAUCCGACUGAGUCCACCUUCUCUUUCGCCGAGAGCACAGAGACAAUGAAAAAGAGCACAGCAUUGUUUUUCAUUUUCAUUUACCUCCCGCAUCGUUCUCCUUAUAAAAGCCUCUCGCUUUCCUGCAUGCAAGCCUUAGUUUAAAUAAGUCCUUUAUAGUUGCGUUAAAAUCUGCCCUUUUUUUUUUUUUGCCGUUCCUGCUUCCUCCUUUUUUGUUCGGGGUUGUCGAGCGCUUAUUAUUCCACUGCGGGAUCCCUGGCUUCCUGCACGUUUCCUGCGCUCCUUCUCGUACAAGCUAGUCCUCAGACUAAACAGAGCAGCUUCUGGAUUAAGCAGAGGAGACGAUCCUCUUUCCAGACGCUCAGACAAUCUGUCAUUCCUUUAAUUCCCUCUUUGCAGACGUGGCAAAAUCGGAUAGAGUUUGAAAGAUCUUGUGAAAGCACAAUUAACCAAAUCAGCAAAAUCAGUCAUUGUAUAAAUACUGUACAACCCAGUUGCUCUCUCUCUCUCUCUCUCUCUCUCUCUCUCUCUUUCUCUUUUUCUUUAUCUUUCUAUAUCUGCUUGAAGCUUUGCUUUUCAAAAAAUGUUAAAAGAUGAAGCUUGCGAAAAUAAAAAGAGGUUUUUCAUCUAUAAUAAUUCUAGUUUUAAAGAUGCAUUACUUUAUUUCCAGAUUUUUUUGUAGUUUUUUUUUUUUAUUUUCUUUUUUUUUCACCCUCAUUUUCUUUUCUUUUUUUUAUAGUAAGACGAUAUAUAUCGUAUGUAAUAUGGUACAAUGUCUUGCAUAAAAAUCAUUCCUCUUGAACUCUUCCGUUUAUUGUAAUUUUACGACCUGAGCAACGUCGUGGUUGUAGCCUUAUUUUGGGUCGGGAGGUUAUAAGAAAAGCGAAAAAAACAACCGAGAGGCUGAGAUCUCCGUGCAUAACUGGAGCUACCACCACCAUGCUUCAGUCUGUGGAGAGUCAUUAUUUACUCCUAGUUCCAUCUUAUUUCAACCGAGGUUUAAGAGCUAGCGAUUUAACCGGUUGCUGUAAUUUAAUUGAUAUUUUGUUGGUCGUUAAAUCAGUGGAUUAGUUUUUGAUUUGGAAUCAAUUCACACUUUGUGAAUUAUCUAGAAAAAUUUACUAAUUUACUUAAAAUUGAUAAAUUCUUUAAAAACUUUUCAUGGUUUAAAAAACAAAUUCCACUUUCUGCAAAUACUCUUGUUUUGCUAGAGUAUCGCUUUUGACUUCCAUGUGCAGCCGGUGCAAAACCUCCACCUACUUGAUAGGAUUGUGGAGCAAAAGAUUAACAGGGAAAUAUAUAUAUAUAUUAAAAUCACUUUGUUCGAGACACGACAUUUAAUAAAAAUAAAAAAAAGUAUUUUAAUUCGUUUCAAAUACUUAAAAAAAAAAGUUUUUGCUUUGUUAAUGCUUCAAAACCUAUAAGAAGUCAUUGCUUUAAAUAAACGAGGCAGCAAACUUUUUUGCUAUUAAAUCAAUAUUUAAAAAAAACCUUAACGUUCAUAAAUCGAAUUGAAUCAACAGUUUAUCUGUGAUUCACAUCUGUCACAACCGCCGACAGAAGAUAACAGCCUGCAAAUGUUAGAUUUCCCACAAACGUAAUACAGUAGUAAUAGCUGUUAAAUGUGUCUGGAUUUCUCACAUUUGUGGUAAAAGUAAAAAAGCUUAAGCUUUCGAAAUCUUCAUGACGUCUCACGUUAGUGAGAUUAUUACAUUAAAAACCUGCAGAUUUGGUUUUAUGUUUGUGGUUUAUUACGUUUGUGGGUUGAUAUUGCGUUGGCGGGUGUUACACACACGCACACACGGCUCUAGUCAGCACUACUUACCGUCACAUGAGUCAGACAAACACCAGCUUGAAAAGAUUUUAGGCAAGCUUUAGUUUACAAGUCUGAUAUUUGAUGGAAACUUCAGCUGUUUUUUAUGUCUCUUAGACACAUGAAAAAGUCUUUAGGAGGGGAUUAUGUGCUUUUGCAUAUUUUUUGCAUUAUUUUCUUUCUCUUGUUACCUUUAAGAGACAGGCUGAACAGCUGUUUAUUGCUGCUAUAUCAUCAUAUUAAUAUUAAUAGGUCAUGACAGAAGCUAAUUGGUUUUAUGGACUUUCCAGAACAUUAAACUGGAUUAAAUGGAUGAAAAGUAAAAUGUGGUAUUCAUCAAUUAAUAAUUUUUUUUUCAGACAUAAUAAUAAAAAGCCGUCAUUGAUUAGUUUCCUAGAACAGCGUGCCGCACUGUUGCUGUUUAUUCCUCACACGUAUCAAUGCUUACUUUUGACUUUCCCCCCUGUGGUGCUUUUCAUUUAUAGCCUUUUUGAAAAGCAGACAUGAAAGCGCAACUCUUGCUUCUCUGUUUUCAUUUCAGUCUCCUCACGCUUUGCUGCAGGCAGGCGCUUUUCAGAGCGACUAAUGGAGUGUGUGAGCUCGAACAUGUUUUCCUCUUCUGUUACCUAAAGCAGGUAUAUUGUUCUGCUUCUCUCUCUUUUCCCCUCUUCCUCCGUCCGCGCUCUCUUUCUCUAAGAUUUGUGCACAUGGGACCUGCGUUGUGAACGGUGAAUUUGUGCCAUAUACAAAUAGGAAGAAAAUUCGUCCAAAGUCCGAACGAUUGGAAUAGCGUGCAGGCUUUGCUUCGACAUACCCAGAAUGCACUUCUCACGUUCGAGAGUGUGUUGUUGUUGGGAAGAGUCGAGAUUUCUAGAUCGAAUCAUUUUUUUUUUCCCCUGACUCAGAUGCUCUAAAUAAUGGUCUGUAUUGAUCCUGUUUUUUUUUUGUUUUUUGUUUUUUUUUGUUUUUUUUUUCCCCUCUCUCUUAGAGAACGAAAUAAACACUGAGACAGACGCUUUAAAGAUCAGGUGCCAUCUCGGAGCCGCUUUGCACAAAAAAAGUACAGCAAGAUCUGUCCCAACUGAGAGAGAUGUCAGGAUUCGGAAUGCAAGUAUGGCUCAUGUACAAAAGAACAGGUGAUGGCUUGUGUGUUAAAUAAGGAAGUACAGGGGAAAAUGCUUAAAGGGUCCAAUCUUAAAGUCUUUCUGGAGAAUUUCGCUGUUGAAACACUCAUAAAAUGGAUCCUUAUGUAAACCGAAACUAAAUUUAGUCAUGGGUAAGAUCCUGUUGGUAGUUUUGUCACUUUAAAUUUGCUAAAUGGGGGGACGAGUGUUACAGAAAAGCAAACUCGCACCAAAUAAUAAUUUUAUUGAUUUUAUUUUAUUUUUUUUGUUUUUUAAAAAAUGCAUCAUGCUUUAUUUUUUCAACUCCCCCCAAUUUUUUAUCUUCUGUUAAAUCACCACAGGGUGGCAGAAUUUCCUUGAGAACAUAAUCCUUGAGUCUUGGACCUGUUUGACUUUUAGGAAUUUACUACCUAAAUAACAAGAAUUUGUUUUGAUUUGUUUGAGAACGAGGAAAUGAUCAAACUCCAGGUCUUAAGGAUGGAAAAGAGAAGAAACAUGAUGUGUGCGGUGCGUGGUAAUAUAUUUGGGGAUGAAAGAGUGUGUGUGUGUGUAUGUGUGUGUAGAAUAGGAUGGAAAAGUAUAGUUUGUAAUGUAUGUAUUUUAGACACGCUUUUAAUCUUUGUCAGUCAACAAUAAAAACGGAAAAGGACCUUGACGUCAGUGUGUCCUCGCUUAAAAAAAAAAAAAAAAAAAAAAAAAGGAUUAUUUUACGGGGGAAAAAAAUAAAUUUUCUCAUAGUGUAGUCAUCCAGCUUGGGGAAAAAAUGACUAAUCAUGAUGUAAAGAGAAAAAUCUACUAGUACGUGCAACACACAGCUUGCUUUUCUAUAUUUUGGAUUUUACAUACAUGAGGUUAGAGUAACUGAUCACCUUUUUUUUUUUUUUUUUUUUUUGCUCUUAAACAUUUGUAUUUUAACUAGUUCUGUUAAAUGCACUUGAUCUAAAUCAUGUCACCAUGAGGGGGAAAAAUAAAAAAUAGUCAAACAAAGUACACCUUACUGGAAAGAUCUGGAUCAAAUCAAAUCAAAUGGUUUGAGUGUGAGUUUGUGUGUUAAUGUUGUGAAGGGACAUUUUCUAAUAUAUGUAUAAAUAUAACAAUAUACAUAUAAUUUUGUAAACAUUUUCUAUGUAUAAAGCUACAUUUAUCAUAUAUGUGUGUGUGUGUGUGCACACGAAGGACAUGUUGUAGUGUAUGCAGUUUUGAUGACUGACUGACUGACUCCGAGACUGUCCAGUAUAUUGAUUGAGAUGUACGUCUGCUGAAAUACUAAGUUGUAUUUCAGAUAAAAAAAAAAAAACUAAUAAAAAUUGAAAAAAAUUGUCUGUAGUUGUUAAAGUAGCUAGCGAUCAGCCCAUCUUGUUGGGACCUGAAGUAUUUUUCCUUUACACUUCUUUAAAAAAAAAAAAAAAAAAAAAAAAAAUUUAUGUUUAAUGAGUUAACCAAGCUAAGUAGUCACGCAGGUCCAGAUGAUGGUUGAUUAUAAAUUGUAAAUACAAUAUCAGUUUUUUCAUCACCUGUAAAGUUAAUGUCUGUUUUUGAUCAGACAUUAAAAACAAGUUCAAUCCUUCUGGUUUUGUUCCCCACCAUAAUUAGUACGUUUACUUUUACUUCUCCUUUUUGUGAUGUGUGUUAAACUUUUGAGUGUGUUCUUGCUGAAAGUGUGUCAGUUGUGUUCUGAAGAUCAAUGUUGCGCUUUUUUUUUCUUUUCUUUCUUUUUUUUUAAAUGAGGAAAAAAAAAACAAUUGUGAGACUCAAAUUUGUUUCAUUAUUCAAGACUGGGAUUCUGCAGUAAGGAAAUAUUUAUGGUGCCUUACAAAUAAAAGCUUCAGUGUACCUCCUGA